Messenger RNA from Amphimedon queenslandica, 981 nucleotides. RefSeq lists its product as uncharacterized. The transcript is spliced from 4 exons. The coding region runs from base 550 to 981 and encodes 143 amino acids. The record is from RefSeq and is a predicted model, not a curated record. NCBI's taxonomy places the organism in Eukaryota, Metazoa, Porifera, Demospongiae, Haplosclerida, Niphatidae.
GAGAAAGUCAUAGUUACAGCUUUUGAUUAUAAAAUCAACUAAGAGAUAGUGAAGCAGGUACUAAAUAAAAAGAAAGAUCCUAUUUAAACAGAUAAGCUGUAUUACUAUAUACUGCUGGUGGUAGGUGUACAUGAAUAUACUUUAGGAGUACAUGAUGAAGCAGUGUUGAAGAAUGCAAGCGUUGACAAUACCAGUAAUUGGUGACAAUUAAAGAAAUCAUACCAUUAUCUAUCAUCAUGUUACAAGCAGGGUUAUAAUACAGUAUGUACUAACACACAUAUGUACCUGAACACAGUUUAUAUUACUAAUGUCAGUAUAUUGUAUUAUAUGGAGGUAAAUCGAUAAAGCUUAGGAAUGAUAAUGAGUGGUAACACUGUGGUGGCUGCAAUUAGUGAACAUACAUACAGUAUUGUAACUGGAACUAUGGAGAGUCUACACAUCAAAGGCCCUUCACUGGUUUCUGUAUAUUACAUACUUUGUGGCUUCUAUGAUGAUAUAAAAGCGGCAGACAGUAAGAGCUGAAUUCAUUGUAACAGAGAAGCAACUAAAAUGGGAUCGGUACUUCUAACAGGAUUUAUACUAGUUAUACUGAGUACAUGUUAUACAAAUGGACUAGAGCUAACUGACUUGUACCCAUAUGGUACAGAACAUGGGGACACCAUGAGGACUGGAUAUAAUAGUCUCCCUACAGUGCCAUUACUGGCUCCAAUUGAUAAUUUAGUUGCGUUUGGUCCAACUGGACUUACAGCAACAAGAUAUACAGUUAACUAUGAUGAGUACCUGCGAUUGCAUAAUGAUGGUAGUGAUAGCAUCUUAUUAAAUUUGCUCUACCUUGGUGAUGGUGAUUUUGACAAUACUAAGAUAUAUGGUAGGACUAGUGACGAUCCAGCAUUAAUAAAAAGAUCAGUUUAUGCUGCUGUGCCUUUGAAGCUACUGCAGAUACCAUCUGAGCUAGGAUAUCUUGUAUUUUCAACGAAGUAA